UUAUCACUUGGAAUACAUACACAUGGAGGAGUUACCUCGGUCUUGAUCCCGCGGAACACCCCGAUUCCAGCCACAAAGGAGAACAACUUCACUACCACUGCCGAUAACCAAACAAGCGUCCGUAUCCAGGUCUUCGAAGGCGAGAGAACGAUGACCGAGGACAACAAUUUGCUGGGGAAAUUUAAGCUCUCUGGCAUUCCUCCUGCCCCGAGGGGUAUUCCACAGAUUAAUGUUCGUUUCGAUAUAGAUGUCAACGGGAUCUUGAAUGUCUCUGCUGAAGACAAGGCGACCGGGCAGAAAAACAAGAUCACGAUCACCAACGACAGGGGCAGGCUGACCAAGGAGGAGAUUGAGGAGAUGGUUUUUGAAGCGGAGAGGUUUAAGGCAGAAGACAUGGCAAAUAAGAAAAGGGUAGAGGCGAGGAACGCACUCGACAGCUACGCAUAUGGGCUGAAGAGCACUCUCAAGGGUUUGUCGACGAUGGCCUCUACCGAUAAGAAAAUGGUCGAGGGAGCAGUUGAGCGGACUAUCGAAUGGCUGGACGGUAACCAGUUGGCCGAGACCGAGGAGUUUGAGUAUAAGAAGAAGGAACUUGAGGAGAUAUCCAACCCUAUCUUUGUGAAGAUGUACAGGGGCUGGUGAUGAUGCCUCAUUCCCUUGAUGCAUGAUGCAAUCUUCAUCAGUUCAUACCCACUGAAGUACGACGUUCGCCGGUAGUUGCUAGUCCUGAACUGCUCUGUCAAUUUGGAUCUCUUCUCAUAGAGGGGCCAUGAUUUAAGACAGUACUUAUUUUAUUUUCAUGUUCUAUCC
Molecule: messenger RNA, 810 nt
Organism: Asparagus officinalis (garden asparagus)
Lineage: Eukaryota; Viridiplantae; Streptophyta; Magnoliopsida; Asparagales; Asparagaceae
Product: probable mediator of RNA polymerase II transcription subunit 37c
Exons: 1
Biological process (GO): cellular response to unfolded protein; protein refolding
Cellular component (GO): cytoplasm
Molecular function (GO): ATP binding; misfolded protein binding; ATP-dependent protein folding chaperone
Source: RefSeq, a predicted model, not a curated record